ACCUGAGAAAAUAACUAAUCUCUCUGUCAGAAAUAAUUCAACAAAUACUUUAUUCCUGACAUGGACUGCUCCUUCUGGACAGCACAGCUACUACAUUGUUAAUGCUUUUAACAUUAGUGGAAAUUCAUUGACAAAUAUGAGUGUAAUGACUGACUCUGCAACCAUAACUGGACUGACUCCUGGUGGAUCCUACAAUGUCAGCAUUUCAGCAGUUUCAUUGGACAACAUCACUACAGGGGACAGUGUAGUAACCAGUAGUUCUACAAGACCUGAGAAAAUAACUAAUCUCUCUGUCACAAAUAAUUCAACAAAUACUUUAUUCCUGACAUGGACUGCUCCUUCCGGACUGCACAGUUACUACAUUGUUAAUGCUGUUAACAUUAGUGGAAAUUCAUUGACAAAUAUGAGUGUAAUGAGUGAAUCUGCAAUCAUAACUGGACUGACUCCUGGUGGAUCCUACAAUGUCAGCAUUUCAGCAGUUUCAUUGGACAACACAACUACAGGGGACAGUGUAGUAACCAGCAGAUUUACACGACCUGAGAAAAUAACUAAUCUCUCUGUCAGAAAUAAUUCAACAAAUACUUUAUUCCUGACAUGGACUGCUCCUUCCGGACUGCAAAGCUACUACAUUGUUAAUGCUGUUAACAUUAGUGGAAAUUUGUUGACAAAUAUGAUUGUAAUGACUGACUCUGCAACCAUAACUGGACUGACUCCUGGUGGAUCCUACAAUGUCAGCGUUUCAGCAGUUUCAUGGGACAACACAACUACAGGGGACAGUGUAGUAACCAGUAGUUCUACAAGACCUGAGAAAAUAACUAAUCUCUCUGUCAGAAAUAAUUCAACAAAUACUUUAUUCCUGACAUGGACUGCUCCUUCCGGACUGCACAGCUACUACAUUGUUAAUGCUGUUAACAUUAGUGGAAAUUUGUUGACAAAUAUGACUGUAAUGUCUGACUCUGCAACCAUAACUGGACUGACUGCUGGUGGAUACUACAAUGUCAGCAUUUCAGCAGUUUCAUGGGACAACACAACUACAGGGGACAGUGUAGUAACCAGUAGUUCUACAAGACCUGAGAAAAUAACUAAUCUCUCUGUCAGAAAUAAUUCAACAAAUACUUUAUUCUUGACAUGGACUGCUCCUUCUGGACUGCACAACUACUACAUUCUUAAUGCUGUUAACAUUAAUGGAAGUUCAUUGUCAAAUAUGAGUGUAAUGACUGACUCUGCAACCAUAACUGGACUGACUCCUGGUGGAUCCUACAAUGUCAGCAUUUCAGCAGUUUCAUGGGACAACACAACUACAGGGGACAGUGUAGUAACCAGUAGUUCUACAAGUAAGUGCUUUUGA
This is a messenger RNA of Protopterus annectens (West African lungfish), 1348 nucleotides long. Its product is annotated as receptor-type tyrosine-protein phosphatase beta-like. The record is from RefSeq and is a predicted model, not a curated record. Bases 137 to 1348 code for a protein of 403 amino acids. NCBI's taxonomy places the organism in Eukaryota, Metazoa, Chordata, Ceratodontiformes, Protopteridae. The transcript has 5 exons. Gene Ontology annotation, molecular function: protein binding.